CUGCCCGCUCCGUUCAAUGUAUUUUUCUUGGCUAUGCGUCUAGUUUUAAAGGAUAUUGUUGUUUUGAGCCCAAGUCUGGCAAAGUUUUUAUUAGUAGACAAGUUCAUUUUCAUGAAAAUAUUUUUCCGUACGCCACAUUGUCUUCUUCUCCGACCACCACUACUCCUUCUUCUCCUCCUCUAAAUAAUGACUUCACUCUCCCUACCACUACCUCCACCGCUCCUCUCGACCCUGCUGCCCCAACCAUAACCGAAACUAUCCUCCCAGCUGUCCCUACGGUCCCGGAUCCCACCAGCCCAGCCGUGCCCCAGUCACCUCCAGCCGAACACUCAUCUUCUUCGUCACCCUCACCCACCGCACCAAACAUUCCACCAAAUUCCCCACCCAUUCCCUCUGUCGUGUCCUUGAAUAACUCCCCCGUUAUUUCAACCGUCCCUGAUCCCUCGUCAGCUACAUCCACGGCUGCCAUUCCCUCCCCUUCCACUAUUUAUGACACCGUCACAAAUAUUCAUCCCAUGCAAAAAAGGGCGAAAUCAGGAAUUUUUAAACCAAAAAUUAUUUUUAAUUUGAACAAUGUUGUUUUAUCAGCUGAUCCUACAUGUUUUUCAGAGGCUAAUAAACAGUUAAAAUGGCGUGCGGCAAUGACUGAGGAAUUUAAUGCUCUUAUUUCUAAUAAUACUUGGGAUUGAGUCCCUUUUGAUAAUACUAAAAUUGUUGUGGGCUCUAAGUGGAUUUAUAAAACUAAAUACAAUUCAGAUGGUUCCAUUGAGCGCCAUAAAGCACGUUUGGUUGCUCAAGGUUUUAAUCAACAGGCAAGUGUGGAUUUUUCUGAAACAUUUAGUCGAGUCAUUAAUCCCACCACAGUUCGUAUUGUACUUACUUUAGUUGUUUCUUUUGGGUGGGUCAUUCGUCAAUUGGAUGUCAAAAAUGCAUUUUUGCAUGGUUACCUCACAGAGGAAGUUUAUAUGCGUCAGCCGCGGGGUUUUAUACACCCUUUGUUUCCUAACCAUUUAUGCCAACUGCGAAAAGCCAUUUAUGGUCUUAAGCAAGCCCCGCGUGCAUGGUUUUAUCGUUUUAGCAGCUUUCUAUUGUCUCAUCACUUUACGUGCAACAAGUCUGAUAAUUCGUUAUUCAUUUAUCACCAGAAUAAUAAUGUCAUUUAUUUAUUAUUAUAUGUAGAUGACAUAAUUAUUACUGGCAAUUCUUCCGCUGUUAUUAAUUCCUUCAUUCAGCUUUUUGCUAAAUAUUUUGCUAUGAAAGAUCUCGGAGAUCUUAACUAUUUUUUAGGAGUCCAGGCUAUGCUUAACACUAAGGGUUUAUUUCUAUCCCAGCAUAAAUACGUUUCUGAUCUUCUCUCUCGUUUCCAUCUCCACACUGUUAAGUCUGUUCAUACCCCACUUGCUACUCACACCUCCAUGUCUCUUACUGAUGGGGAACUUCUUGCAGAUGCCACUGAGUAUAGAAGUAUGAUUGUCAAGCGUAUUUUUAGGUAUUUGCAGGGGACACUUGAUCAUGGAUUAUGGCUUCAGUCAACUACUCAGGCUACCUGCAUUAUUGCCUAUUCAGAUGCGGAUUGGGCAGGUUGUCCAGAUACAUCUCGUUCCACGACUGGUUUUGUAGUGUUUUUGGGACCUAACCUUGUGUCGUGGAAGUCCAAAAAGCAGUCUACCGUUUCCAAGUCCUUUACAGAAGCAGAAUAUCGAGUUGUAGCUUAUACGGUUCAGGACACUUUACAUAUUCGUUCCGUCCUGUUUGAGCUUGGUUUCCCAGUAAGGAUGUUUUUACUUGGACUGUAAUUCCUCCCAGACCUGACCAGACCAGACCAGACCAGCAAAUUACAGUCCAAGUAAAAACAUCCUAACAGUUCCAGUUCAGUUAUUUUGUGACAACAUAUCUGCUUCUUAUUUGACUGCAAAUCCAGUUCAGCAUGCCCGUAGCAAGCAUAUCAAGAUCGAUUAUCAUUUUGUCAGAGAGCGUGUGGCUCAUGGAGACUUAGUUGUGAAGUACAUCCCUACACAGUUACAGUUAGCUGAUAUUUUUACUAAAAUUCUUUCUAGUGAGCAAUUUCAUUUUUUAAAAGACAACCUGCGCGUUGUAUCUCCCGCACAGUUUGAGGGGGUGUAAUAGAAUAUUAUUAGGAUACUUGUUUCCUUGUAUUUCUCAAACUCUUGUAUAUAAAUAUAUCAGCUAGGACUCCUAUUGGAGUACCUUUUCCAUUAAUUCUCACAUAAAC
Molecule: messenger RNA, 2233 nt
Organism: Cuscuta europaea
Lineage: Eukaryota; Viridiplantae; Streptophyta; Magnoliopsida; Solanales; Convolvulaceae
Source: the annotation of a GenBank genome assembly